Fomitiporia mediterranea MF3/22 is the source of this 915-nucleotide messenger RNA. RefSeq names its product replication protein A, subunit RPA32. The record is from RefSeq and is a predicted model, not a curated record. Gene Ontology annotation, biological process: nucleotide-excision repair; DNA replication; double-strand break repair via homologous recombination. Gene Ontology annotation, cellular component: site of double-strand break; chromosome, telomeric region; DNA replication factor A complex. Gene Ontology annotation, molecular function: DNA binding. The transcript has 7 exons. Bases 42 to 863 code for a protein of 273 amino acids. NCBI's taxonomy places the organism in Eukaryota, Fungi, Basidiomycota, Agaricomycetes, Hymenochaetales, Hymenochaetaceae.
CGACUUUUCUGUAAGCGCGCUCGUUGGUCAAACAUACUGAUAUGUACGGGAAUGAUUAUGGUGGUGGCUUUAUGGCUAAUAGUUCACCGCGAACAAGUAGCCAGAACAGUCCUGGAGGAGAACGCCGAGCUGCCAGUCAAUCCCUUCGACCUGUGACUAUAAAGCAGGUUUUGAAAGCGGACCAGGCGCACUCCGAUGCGGAACUUUACAUUGACAGAACAGAAGUCGCGCAAAUUACGGUUGUCGCCCAAGUUAUACUUGUCGCGAACCAGGCAACUAAUAAUGUGUAUCAUAUUGACGAUGGUACCGGUCGCAUCGAGGCCAGGGUAUGGACAGACGGGUCCGGAGAUGAGAAUCAAACAGACGAUCAUGACGGUGUCUCUCCUGGAUCAUAUGUCCGCGUAACGGGUGUUCUUAAACACUUCCAAAACAAGCGUUAUAUCAAUGCGUCGAAUAUUCGUCCCAUAAAAGAUGCGCACGAGCUGUACUUUCAUUUAGAGGAAGUCAUGUAUGUAACAUUGCAAUUACGCAAUGAUCAGUUAUCUAACUCAGACAAGGCGGAAGAUGCAAACGGAUCGUUUGCUGCAUCUACAACACUGGGAGGUGGCACGAGUGCAAAUUACUCAAAUUAUACAUCGCAUCCGACGGCAACGAAAAGCGAUCAGUAUCCCGGAUCCACACCCCUCCAGCGUCGCAUUACUCAAUUUAUUGCAACGAUAACAGCUGACGAAGGCGUUCAUGUCGCAAAAAUUGCCCGAGAGAUGAAAGUUGAUGCAGAGUUGGUCAGCGCGGCAUUAGAAGACCUUUUGAACGAUGGCCAUGUAUAUACUACAAUCAAUGAGUCCCAUGUCAAACUUGCUUAGUUCUGUUUCAUGCCCUUUACUGGAUUGUAGCAACGUCUUCCACGAAUCAAUG